GGCUAUCAACGUUUUCAGAGCCUCGCCGCGCAUCCCAACGUUUUCCUCAUUUUCUUUGCUUCUCUUCUUCGUUAGAUAUGGAUACUACUGCAGGUCAAAGUCUUUAUCCAUUGCACCGUUGUAAAACUCUUCACCUGGUUAGACAUGCCCAAGGAUUCCACAACGCAUACUUGUCUGAUGAUCUUUUUGAUGCAAACCUAACCCCUUUUGGCUGGAAGCAGGUUGAUAAUCUGAGAGAACGUGUUAAGUUAAGCGGUCUUUCCAAAAGAAUUGAACUAGUUAUUGCUUCCCCCUUGUUAAGGACCAUGCAAACAGCAGUUGGAGUCUUUGGUGGUGAAGCAUACUCUGAUGGGAUUAAUGUACCUCCUCUGAUGAAUGACAAUGUGGGAGAUAGUGGUCGCCGUGCAAUUUCUAGUCUGAAUUCCCCACCAUUUAUAGCAGUAGAGCUUUGCCGAGAGCAUGUGGGGGUGCUUCCUUGUGAUAAGAGAAGAAGCAUAACCGAGUACAAAAAGAUGUUUCCAGCAAUUAAUUUUUCACUGAUAGAAAGUGAUGAAGACAUUUUGUGGAAACCUGACAUUAGAGAGAAGAAUGAAGAAGUUGCUGCCAGGGGGCUGAAAUUUUUGGAAUGGUUGUGGACGCGUAAAGAAAAGGAGAUAGCUGUUGUUAGCCACGGCGGUUUUCUGCUUCAUACCCUAAGUGCUUUUGGAAAUGGUUGCCAUCCAACUGUGAAGAGUGAAAUCUGCACACCCUUUGCUAAUUGUGGGCUACGUUCAGUGGUUGUCGUUGAUAGAAGUAUGAUUGGAUCAGAUGAGUCCUCUACCAACUAUCCUGGCAAAAUUCCACACGGCCUUGACCUUCCUAGCGAUGUUGCUGACGAGAAACUUCCUGGGAAUGGGCACUCUAAGUAAUAGUUCCCUGCGUAAUAACUGACAACUCAUAAUGAUAUCUCCCUAAGCACAGAAUUGUGGACCAGGACAAUAUGGGACAAAAUCGAGAAGAGAGGAAAGUCAGUGCAGUUUGAAGGAAGAUUAGACAAUCAAUGUUUUCUACCGAAAAAAAAAAAAAAAAUCAUUAAGCAGGUAAGCCACUAGUUCAAUGAGGUAAUUUCAAUAACUGUACCAAUAAGCUACAUCCUAUUAAAAUGUGGCAUAAUAGUACAUUGCAUUUCCGAUAUAUCACUUCAUUCUAUAAACCCAUGAGAAGGUGUACCAUCAACUAACCAUAUUUCAUGGCAGAUAUUACCAAAAUAAAUGUCAAACUUAAGACAGCCCUUGAAUAAAAGAACAUAAGUUUCAUCGAAAAAUAAUGAAU
Messenger RNA from Gastrolobium bilobum, 1311 nucleotides. Its product is annotated as phosphoglycerate mutase-like protein 1. Gene Ontology annotation, molecular function: phosphatase activity. Gene Ontology annotation, cellular component: cytoplasm. The transcript has 11 exons. Lineage: Eukaryota; Viridiplantae; Streptophyta; Magnoliopsida; Fabales; Fabaceae. Bases 78 to 908 code for a protein of 276 amino acids. The record is from RefSeq and is a predicted model, not a curated record.